CAACUAGGCCCACAGAAUUGGCAUUAUAAAGACUCAAUUCAGCUUAAGUGUGACUACCACCAGUGCCCAUAUCAAUCCAUACUUUCUCUAUCCAAAAUGGCUCUUCCGAUAUCGAUUUCAACCCUUCUCAUCCAAGUAACCUUUCAUGGUAUCAUCUUGAUCCCACUCUUCCUCUCUCUCUCAUUUCCAAGCAAUGCUUCAGCCCUUGCGCUUGGUAAUGACACGGAUAUAGCAGCAUUGCUUGAAUUCAAGUCACAAAUGUUUGAAGACCCCAACGGGGUAUUCUCCUCUUGGAACAAUUCUCUCCAUUUCUGCAAUUGGGUUGGAGUCACUUGUGGCCUUAAACACCAAAGAGUCACCAGUUUAGAUCUCCAAAAUGACAAUUUGGUAGGGACAAUAUCGCCCGCCAUUGGGAAUCUCUCUUUUCUUCGGACCCUUAAUCUCGGAGCCAACUCUUUCCGCGGUGACAUUCCCCAAGAGCUCGGUCGCUUGUUCAGGCUUCAAAACCUGAACUUGAGCUUUAAUUUUCUAGAAGGGGAAAUCCCUGCCAAUCUGUCUCACUGUUCAAACCUUGUAUAUCUUUUGUUGGACCAUAAUUAUCUAAUCGGCCACAUUCCUCCUCAACUUGGCUCAUUGCCUAAUCUAGUAAUGCUAUAUUUGAAAAACAACAAUCUCACGGGAAAUUUCCCAGCUUCUAUAGGCAAUCUCACUUCUCUCAGAGAACUAUACUUAUCGUACAAUUACAAUUUGGAAGGAGAAGUUCCGGGUUCGAUUUCCCAAUUGACAAGCUUGACAAUGCUGGGAUUGUCUGUAAAUAGAUUCUCUGGUGUCUUUCCUCCUUCGCUUUACAAUCUCUCGUCCCUUGAUCUUAUAGGUUUGUCAUUCAAUAAUUUCACUGGAAAUCUCCCAGAAAAAAUAGGCCUUUCUUUCCCAAAUCUCCAAAGACUUUAUUUGGCCAAUAAUUACUUCGUUGGUCCAAUUCCAGUGCCUUUGUCCAAUCUUUCGCAGCUUCUUCGGCUUGAUAUCCCUCACAAUAGUUUCACUGGGAAUGUCCCUAUGAGUUUUGGAAGUUUGCGAAAUUUGUUGUGGUUCAAUAUUCUAGAUAAUAAUCUUGGAAGGGGUGAAUCAGACAAUUUGAGUUUUCUCACUUCUUUGUCCAACUGCAGCCAGUUACAGUUUCUGGACAUAGAAAAUAAUUCCUUUGGAGGUGUGUUGCGAAGCUCAGUUACCAAUCUCUCAACCCAACUGACGAGGCUACUAAUUGGCGGAAACAGGAUUCAUGGAAAAUUACCUGAGGAGAUUUCAAAUCUCAUCGAGCUAAAUGUACUCAGCGUGGAGGGAAAUUUCCUAACGGGUAAAAUUCCGGAUUCCAUUGGAAAGCUAUCGAGCUUGAAACUCCUUCAAUUGGAAUCAAAUCUAUUCACUGGGGAGAUACCCAUUUUCCUUGGCAACAACACUCAAUUGUUAGUUAUUUAUCUCCACAAUAACAGCUUAAGCGGAAGCAUUCCUUCAAGUUUAGCUAACUGUCAAAGCCUGCUAGAAGUGGACCUUUCUCAGAAUAAACUCAACGGAGCCAUACCUAAACAACUAUUUUCCCUUUCCUCGGUCUCAAUAAUUCUUAACGUUUCACAUAACUUUUUGAUUGGUCCCUUGCCGAAGGACAUUGGAAACUUGACAAAUCUUGCCGCUCUUGAUGUUUCCAACAACAAAUUUUCUGGAGUUAUUCCAACCAAUUUAGGAAAUUGCAUUGGAUUGGAAUUACUCUUCAUGCAAGGGAAUUCUUUUGGAGACAACAUUCCUUCUUUGAGUGGUUUGAAAAAUAUUCAGUUCCUAGACCUUUCUCACAACCACCUUUCUGGCCAAAUUCCGCAGUACUUGGCCAUGCUUUCUUCAUUACUAUCUCUGAACCUGUCAUUUAACAAUCUCGAGGGUGAGGUGCCUGUCGAAGGUGUAUUCAGAAGUCCAAGUGCAAUUCAUGUCUCUGGCAACAAAAAGCUUUGUGGGGGAAUCCAAGAGCUGAAAUUACAACCGUGCCCUAUCCAGUCUCCAGAAAAGCCAAAGAAGAAGGCAUCUCUUACAUUGAUAGUGGUGUUGACUAUUGUUGCCUCUUGUUUAGCAUUAAUGGUAUGUUUAGUUUCAUUUUUUUGCCAAAAAAAGUUGAAGAAGAAGCCGCAUUCAGUGCCUUCCUUUGGGCAUGUACACCUGAAAAUUUCUUACGAAGAGCUCCUCAAUGCAACGGGUAGAUUCUCUCCGAGCAAUUUGAUUGGUUCAGGUAAUUUUGGGACGGUGUAUAGAGGAGUUCUUGGUCCAGAUGAAACAAUUGCAGCGGUAAAGGUUCUCAACCUUCAACAGAAAGGAGCUUCCAAAAGCUUUUUUACCGAAUGCCAAGCCUUGAGAAACAUCCGGCACAGAAACCUUGUGAAGAUCCUCACUGCUUGCUCAAGUAUCAAUUUCGAGGGGAAUGACUUCAAAGCUUUGGUAUACGAGUACAUGCCAAAUGGGAGCUUGGAAAAGUGGCUGCAUCUAGAAGAGGGACAACCACAACAGAGAAGAUUAAGCAUUCUCGAGAGACUAAAUAUUGCAAUAGAUGUGGCUUCGGCAUUGGAUUACCUUCAUAACCAAUGUCAAUCACCUGUGGCUCACUGUGAUCUAAAGCCGAGCAAUGUGCUUCUUGACGAUGAUUUCACUGCUCAUGUGAGUGAUUUUGGCCUGGCACAACUCGUAUGCAAAUUUAGCGAGGAAGCAACUAUGAACCAGUUCAGCUCACUUGGGAUUAAAGGAACCAUUGGCUACGCUGCUCCAGAGUAUGGCAUGGGCAGUAUGGUGUCAACUCUAGGAGAUGUGUACAGCUUUGGAGUUCUCUUGUUGGAGCUUUUCACUGGACGACGACCCACUGAUGAUUCAUUUGAAGAUAAUCUGAACCUCCACAACUUCGUCAAAAUGGCAUUGCCCAGUAAAGUACUGGAGAUUGUGGACCGAUCAGCUAUACAGAUUGCCGAAUAUACAGAAAAAUUAAUCGGAGUUGGAUGUUCGACUAAUUCGAGAAGUGAACUGAGCACGUGCUUGGUUUCGGUUUUCCAAAUUGGAAUUGGAUGCUCAUCAGAUUCUCCACAUGACAGAUUAAACAUGAGAAAUGCCGCCAUUGAACUGCUUUCCAUCAGAGAGACAUUUCUUAGAUCUAGAAUGCACAAAGAACAUAAUUACAGUCACGCCCACAAUGCAUGACAGGUCCAUAGAGUUCUCAAAGCAAAGUAAAAGCGAUGAGUGCAAGUGAUGAUCAAUCGGGAACCAAGAAACUGGACUUCGUUUGUUGUUUUUUGUUUCAGUUUUGGAGCCGAUGCUUAUAGUUUACUUCAGUGAUUUCUAUUGCCCUGCAAAAAAUCGUUCGAAUGUAUACUUCAAGUGGCAUGUUUGUGGAU
Molecule: messenger RNA, 3419 nt
Organism: Rhododendron vialii
Lineage: Eukaryota; Viridiplantae; Streptophyta; Magnoliopsida; Ericales; Ericaceae
Product: putative receptor-like protein kinase At3g47110
Exons: 3
Coding region: 97-3225 (1042 amino acids)
Biological process (GO): protein phosphorylation
Molecular function (GO): ATP binding; protein binding; protein kinase activity
Source: RefSeq, a predicted model, not a curated record